GGCCUUACUGCAAAUACGCGGCGCGUCCUCCGAGCGCCUCACUUAUUCCGCUUCACGUGGAGAAGGCGGUCAGACAUACAAAGUUCGGAAGGCCCGGAGUGGCGUACCUGGAUUUCCCCGGAAACAUGCUGCAGGUUAGGAUCGAGGAGCCACUUCCGGCGCAGUACACGACACCGGAAAUACCGGUCGCCUAUCCGGAUCCCGCGUUGAUCGAGCAAGCGAUGAAAGUCCUGGCGAGCGCCAAGCGUCCGCUGGUGAUCGUCGGAAAGGGGGCGGCGUACGCGCGCUCCGAGCGCGAGACGAACGAUCUGAUUGGCCGCUCGAAUUUGCCGUUCCUCGCGACGCCGAUGGGCAAGGGAGUGGUCUCCGAUCUGUCGCCGAAUUUCAUUGGUCCGGCGAGAUCGAUGGCGCUUCAGCAGGCCGACGUCGUUCUUCUAUUGGGCGCUCGCCUCAACUGGAUCCUGCAUUUCGGACGGUCGCCCCGUUUCAACGCAGACGUCAAGGUCAUCCAGAUCGACAUCUGUCCAGAGGAAUUGCACAACAGUGUUAAAUCCUCGGUGGCCAUUCAGUCGGAUCUGAAACCAGCGACGAAGAUGUUGCUGGAGGCCAUCGCCAGAAGUGGUUUCAAGUUCAACGAUGCUUCCGAUUGGUGGCGCGAUCUGCGCCGAAAGUGCGAGUCUAACAGGAAGGGCGUGCAGGCGAUGUCGAUGGACGUGUCGACGCCGCUGAACUAUUACGCGGUGUUCCAUCACGUACAAGAGAUGCUACCGAAAGAUUGCAUCAUAGUGAGCGAGGGUGCGAAUACCAUGGACAUCGGCAGGUCGAUGCUUUUGAAUCGGUUGCCAAGACAUCGUUUGGAUGCGGGAACCUUCGGCACGAUGGGCGUAGGUUUAGGGUUCGCUAUCGCCGCCGCCCUCUAUUGUCGCCAUCACGAACCCACGAAGAGGGUGAUCUGCGUCGAGGGUGACUCCGCUUUCGGAUUUUCCGGAAUGGAACUGGAGACCAUCUACAGAUACAAACUGCCCAUCGUCAUCCUCGUCGUCAACAAUUCGGGAAUUUACGGUGGCGUCGAUGAGCAACUCUACAACGAGAUCAAAGACGACUCCGAACCGACAACCACCAUUCCACCGACAAUUUUAUCGACUGUGACGCGCUACGAGAAGAUGAUGGAACUGUUUGGCAAACGUGGACAUCUGUGCAAAUCCAUCCCUGAACUGCAGAAGUCGUUGAAGGAGUGUUUGGCCGAUACCCAAGGACCGACGAUGAUCAACGUUGUCAUCAGUCCGACGGCAGACAGAAAACCGCAGACCUUCGCGUGGCUCACCGAAUCCAAACUCUGAUUUUCUUUCAGUUUUUUGUUUGUUUGUUUGUUUUGGGAACAAAACGCGUAUAACUCGCAUUAAAUGCGUUCUUAAGGGAAUUAAAAUGUUACUUUUGGAUUUUGGUAUUAAAGGCAAUAAAUGAAUUAUCGAAAUGCA
Nicrophorus vespilloides is the source of this 1478-nucleotide messenger RNA. RefSeq names its product 2-hydroxyacyl-CoA lyase 1-like. The record is from RefSeq and is a predicted model, not a curated record. Lineage: Eukaryota; Metazoa; Arthropoda; Insecta; Coleoptera; Silphidae. Bases 126 to 1340 code for a protein of 404 amino acids. Gene Ontology annotation, biological process: fatty acid alpha-oxidation. Gene Ontology annotation, cellular component: peroxisome. The transcript has 3 exons. Gene Ontology annotation, molecular function: thiamine pyrophosphate binding; magnesium ion binding; catalytic activity.